UAGGGGCCAAUGAGAUGAACUCGCAUUAUUUGAGCACAUCCCGCAGCAAUCCUCAGUUUUAUACAUUCUCGCAGCGCUUUGAGCGAGGCGCAAGCUGUGAUAGCUGCUGCAGCUUAGAUCCGCAGUGGAAGGAGCAGGUUCAACAAGCAGCCUGGCUGGAUUUCUGGCAACGUGAAGGGCACGACUUUCUCGAGCAGAAGUGGCAUGAACAGCACCCGGAAUACAAGCUGGAAAUUGAGUUAGCCACGCCCGAGGAGCGCACAGCUUGGCAAGAGCUGUGGGAGCGGCACGCCUGCGAUCAAAGCGCUCACUUCUGGCACAUAUUCAGCUGUGUCUGCGAGAACUACCAAAGGGACCUGUCCAAUGGAUUGCAAGGCGUUGAGCAAACGUUUGACGAGUUAAGUGAUAAUUUGUCGCAUUUAGAUAUUCAGCAAAGCGAGGACAGUGCAGUAAGUGCUGAAAGCGGCGGCGAGGAGGAGCAAUAUCUUACCGCCAACGACGAACCCGAGUUACUGGACGAGGAGCAGCAGCUGCGGCUGCUCGGCCUGCCCACGUCUUUUGGUGUGCGAGUUGUCAGAAAGCGACGCAAGCCAAGACAGCGGCCUGCCAGCGAAUCCGAGAGUGAUACCGAUCCAAAUUUGGUAAUCAUGCCUAAGGACGAGGUUAAGGACGAGCUGCUGCAUGGCGUACAAUCGCGCGUAAUUAAGAAAAAGAAAAAGAAGAAGCCACAGAAGAACUCGAAUAUCCCAGAGUUUAUGCGGGAUGACAUUUUGUUGCGUAAAUACUGGUUCAGGCGCUUUUCGCUCUUUUCUCGCUUCGAUCAGGGCAUACUGUUGGAUCGGGAGAGCUGGUUCUCCGUCACCCCGGAGAAGAUUGCCAAGCAGACGGCGCGGCGUCUGGCCGGCGAUGUGGUUGUGGACGCCUUUUGCGGCUGCGGCGGCAAUGCCAUACAAUUCGCCAACACCUGCAGCCGCGUGAUUGCCAUCGACAUUGAUGCAAACAAAUUAGCCAUGGCAAAGCAGAAUGCUUUCAUAUACGGCGUGGCGCACAAGAUUGAGUUUGUGCACGCGGACUUUUUGCAGUUUGCCAACAGCACACGGCUGCGACCCGACGUUGUGUUCCUCAGCCCGCCCUGGGGUGGGCCCGAUUAUCUAAAACAAGCCACAUUCGACAUUGAACAGCAUCUGCUGCCGCUGGGCGCCAGCCAGUUGAUGCAGCACGCGCGUCGUCUAACUGAGAAUAUUGGCUUCUUUUUGCCACGCAACUCGAACAUACAACAGGUGAUUGCACUCUCGCACCUAGGUGAGCAGUGCGAGGUGGAGCACAAUUAUCUGGACACGCGUCUGGUGGCAAUAACAGCCUACUACGGCGGGAGCCUAGUGAAGAGUUCACGGGCUGAGGAUAAUGAGGACUAAUUUUAAGCAUAAACUGCGAGUUGAUUUAUUAACACACUUCAUUUCA
Molecule: messenger RNA, 1461 nt
Organism: Drosophila novamexicana
Lineage: Eukaryota; Metazoa; Arthropoda; Insecta; Diptera; Drosophilidae
Gene: Tgs1
Product: trimethylguanosine synthase
Exons: 1
Coding region: 15-1415 (466 amino acids)
Biological process (GO): 7-methylguanosine cap hypermethylation; 7-methylguanosine RNA capping
Cellular component (GO): nucleus
Molecular function (GO): RNA cap trimethylguanosine synthase activity
Source: RefSeq, a predicted model, not a curated record